This is a messenger RNA of Penicillium psychrosexuale, 7701 nucleotides long. Its product is annotated as type I polyketide synthase. Gene Ontology annotation, biological process: fatty acid biosynthetic process; secondary metabolite biosynthetic process. The transcript is spliced from 6 exons. NCBI's taxonomy places the organism in Eukaryota, Fungi, Ascomycota, Eurotiomycetes, Eurotiales, Aspergillaceae. Bases 1 to 7701 code for a protein of 2566 amino acids. The record is from RefSeq and is a predicted model, not a curated record. Gene Ontology annotation, molecular function: phosphopantetheine binding; fatty acid synthase activity; oxidoreductase activity.
AUGCGCCUUCAAGAGCCCUCCGGUACUGGAACUCCAUUUACCGAGAGCGCGAAUGCAUUUUUGCACGAAGCACCUAGUGAGAUCCCCGAUAAUGCCACAGGCGAUGUGCCCAAGCGAAUGGCCAUCAUCGGCAUGUCCUGCCGCCUCCCAGGCGACGUUUCCACGGCCGAAGAGUUCUGGGACCUGUGUUCUCGAGGACGGAGUGCUUGGUCGCCAAUCCCGAGAAACCGAUUCAACGCCGAGUCCUUCUAUCACCCUGAUCCAGAUCGACCAGGUUCCUUCAACCCAGUAGGAGCUCACUUCCUGAAAGAAGACGUUGGCCUAUUCGAUGCGCCGUUUUUCAACAUUACACUCCAAGAGGCGAGAUCAAUGGAUCCGCAACAGCGUAUUUUCCUCGAAUGUGUGUAUGAAGCGCUCGAGAACGCUGGAAUUCCGAGUCACGAGAUCAGUGGCCAAAAAGUGGGAGUCUUCGCAGGCGCCUCAUACCCAGACUACGAAAUCAACAACACUAGAGAUAUCACAGCUAUCCCCAUGUAUGCUGCCACUGGAACAGCCAUGGCAUUGCAGGCGAAUCGGAUUUCGUAUUAUUUUGACUUGAACGGGCCUAGUGUUACGGUCGACACAGCUUGCUCUUCCAGCUUAUCUGCUCUGCAUCUGGCUUCUCAGAGUAUCCGGAACGGUGAAUGUUCCAUGGCCAUUGUGGGAGGAUGUCACCUCAAUAUAACCCCCGAGGCUUUCAUCUCAAUGACACGUUCUAGACUACUUUCCGACACUGGUCGCUCAUAUGCAUUUGAUCACCGCGGUACUGGCUUUGGCCGAGGUGAAGGUGCUGGAUGUAUUAUAUUGAAGUCUCUUGAGGAUGCGGAGGCUGCUGGAGAUGCUAUCCGAUCUGUAAUUAUCAACAGUGGUCUCAACCAGGAUGGACGGACCAGAGGUAUUGCAAUGCCAAAUGGCAAGGCACAGGAAGCACUGAUUCGUCAAGUCUAUAAAGAGGCACGCAUUGACCCGUCCUUGACAGGAUUUGUGGAGGCUCACGGUACGGGAACCAAAGUUGGUGAUCCCCUCGAAGCCACUGCAUUGAAUGCCGUUUUUGGCAAAGGACGCACUCCGCGUCAACCGUUGCUUGUUGGGUCUGUAAAAUCGAACAUUGGUCAUACAGAAGGAACCAGCGGCGUUGUUUCUGUGAUCAAAACCACCCUGGCACUUGAGCGAGGCUUCGUACCCCCAAACUGCAAUUUCGAGAAGGCAAAUGAUGAGAUACCGAUGGAAGACUGGAAUAUGAAGGUUCCCAAGAAGCUCAUGCCUUGGCCCCGUGGCAAACCAUACGCAAGUGUGAACAACUUCGGCUUCGGCGGGACCAAUGCCCAUGUUAUCCUACAGCGUGGUCCCCGGCACGAAGGCGACCUUGCGGCGAACAACGAUCCUCUCAAGCGAAAGUUGUAUGUUGUCUCUGCGUACGAUAAACAGGCUGCUCUUCAGCUUGGGAAAUCAAUCGGAGCAUACCUCGACCUUUUCCCGGUUGUUUUCAAAGAUAGCACUUUGGAUAAUAUGGCCUAUACACUGGGACAGCGACGAACAUUCCUGCCAUGGAGGUUGGCAUGCUCUGCAAUCCUUGGACAGGAGCUGAAUGCAUCUCUAUCUAACGACGCAGUGCCUGUUCGUUCUUCCAAAGAGCCUACUGUCGGCUUUGUCUUCACUGGACAAGGUGCGCAAUGGCACGGUAUGGGCAAAGAACUUCUGGGCACCUACCCGGUUUUCAAGAAGACUAUGCAGGAUGUUGACGCUUGCUUGAAAUCAUUCGGUGCUACGUUCUCAAUUAUAGAUGAAUUGCUUUUGACUGACCCCAGCGCGAGCUCUAUUUCUGCCGCAUACAUGAGCCAGCCGGCUUGUACUGCGGUCCAGCUAGCGUUGGUUGACCUGCUCUCAUCCUGGGGUAUUCGCCCCAAGGCAGUGGUCGGCCAUUCUAGCGGAGAGAUUGCAGCAGCUUACGCGGCUGGCAUUCUGAAUCUCGAAGAAUGUGUUCGUGUGGCGUACUCUCGUGGUGUCGCGGCAAACUUGGUUGCAAAUGACAAGUCUAUCAAGGGAGGAAUGUUAGCGGUUGGAGCCAGCGCCUCAGACAUCCAGCAAAUCUUGGAUGCUAUGCGAGGGAACCAGGCUGUCAUUGCCUGUGUGAACAGUGAGUCCAGCGUGACUUUGUCUGGAGACGCGGAGGUCAUCGACGAUCUGCAGACUGCCUUGGACAAAGAAGGGAUCUUCACCCGGAGAUUGCAGGUCGAGGUUGCUUACCACUCUCAUCAUAUGAAGAUUGUCUCGCACGAAUAUAGAUGCCUACUCGGUAAGAUUGCGCCUCGGGACUCUAAGGUUUCAUUCCAUUCGACUGUUUAUGGGAAAUUGGUCCCAGGAAGCACCUUGGAUGCCUCCUACUGGGUGGACAAUCUGGUCUCCCGUGUGGAGUUUGUGGAGGGUCUGAAGAGCCUUAUCACCGAUGAGCAGGCAAAUACGCCAAUCACCACAUUAGUCGAAAUUGGCCCUCAUCCUGCGCUGCAGACACCCGUCAAAGACAUUGCGCAGAAAUACGCCCCAAAUUCCAACGUCCAUUAUCUUCAUACCUUGAAACGCAAGGUGGAUGACAUCGAGGCUGUCCAAAACCUAGCUGGCUCGCUGUUCACGCAGGGUCUGAAUCUCGACUUCCAAGCUAUCAACUUCCCGAACUUGAAAACAACGACGAGAAAGCCAGCUUUGUUGACAAAUCUGCCCAAAUAUCCAUGGAACCACUCGGAAAGAUACUGGUUUAGCUCACGGAUAGGUGAUAACCAUUUCCAUCCCCAAUUCCCUCGAAGUGAUAUCCUCGGCUCAUUGUGCAUGGAGAAUGUCGACUUUGAACCUAGGUGGAGGAACAUCAUUCGUGCAGAUGAUCACCCUUGGAUCCGCGAGCACAGAGUCCAUGACCGCACUGUGUAUCCAAUGACCGGAUUCUUGGCCAUGGCCAUGGAGGCUAUUUCACAACAUGCACAGCUGCACCAUGUCACUCCCGGAAAGAUCGAUAUCCGCGAUAUCUUCAUUAACCGUGUCCUCACUAUCCCGGAUAACUCAUCGGUGGAGACAAUUCUCACCUUGAAACCAUCCCGAUCGGAAGCCCCCAGCAAAUCAGUCCUCGGCUGGCACGAGUUCAAGGUUUUCUCAUGGGCCGAGGGUCGCGGAUGGGACCAACACUGCAAUGGUUUCAUCAUGGUGCAAGAAGCGAAGGAUGUUAAUCCUGUCGACGGGUCUCGACAGGAGCUCGAGAAGACAGCACGCUUCACUCAACAAGCAUUGAAUAUGCGAAGUUCUUGUAAUAUUCCUGUGCAUAUCGAUUUCCUCUACGAGAAUAUCGCCAACGGUGGUGUCAAUUACGGUCCUCUCUUCCAAGGACUAACCGAUGCCUCUGUGAGCAGGGAUGGCCAAGCACUGGCUACCUUACGCAUUCCAGACACGAAGGCAGCGAUGCCACAUGAGUAUGAGACCCCCUGCAUUCUGCAUCCUGUUACACUUGAUCUAUGCAGUCAAGUCAUGUGGCUGCUUCGUGGUUACGGCGAACCCGGGCCGCAAACCACCCAUGUGCCAUCGCAUGUCAAGCACAUCUCCGUUUCAUUGUCCCACGAAAUAAGUGCUGGUACUGUACUCCAACUCUAUGGUAGCGAGUCAGGAAACGAGUCCGCGAGCAACCCUGAGACAAACCGCAUAUUCGCCACUGUUCCCAGCAACCCGGCGAAUCUGCUCAUUGACAUCAAUGGUAUUACUUUGGUUCCGAUAUCGAAUGAUAUCAAAGGCUCAACGGACAAUUCGCCGGAUCAGAUUUGCUACAAGAUGCAAUAUGAGCCCUGCUUUGAUUUCCUCUCCGCCGAAGAUUAUCGACAGCUCCCUCGCCCCGAGACUGAUGUGUCCCAAGGCAUUGAGCGAAUGCAGCAACUCGAAUCUGUGGCAGAGUACUACCUUUCACAGAUGGUCAAGUCUGUGACAGAAGAUGAUUUGUCCACCUUCGAGCCCCAUCAUCGGCAAUUCUAUCGUUGGGCCCAGAAAACUUGCCAAAAUGCGGGCACCAAAGAUGGCUUGUCACUUGACGUCCUUGAACAAAGCCGAACCGUUAAUGGAGCAAGUGAGCUGGCGUUCAAAGUGGGAGAGUUGCUUCCAAAAAUCCUCAGGGGCGAGGUAGACGCCUUGAAUGUACUUCUGGAGGAUGAUGGAAUCGGAAGAUACUACAGUGACCUUGAUGCUCUUCGUGAGGCGUAUGCCAAUGCCUCUGUCUGCGUUGACAAGAUGGCACAUCAAAACCCAACACUCAACAUCAUUGAGAUUGGUGCUGGAACAGGCGGCGCCACCAUGCCUAUUUUGCAGAGUCUGGGCGGCGGCGAAGCAGGGUCGACGCCUCGGUUCGGGCACUACACUUAUACCGACAUCUCUCCCGGCUUCUUUGAAAAAGCCAAGACAAAGUUCGAGAGCUGGGGACAUCUCAUGACAUACCAGACACUAGAUGUGUCGGCUGAUCCCACUGGCCAAGGCUUCACCAAUGGCACAUAUGAUGUUGUAGUUGCUUGCAAUGUGCUGCAUGCUACUACCGACAUCAGUCAGGCGAUGGCAAACAUCCGAGGACUUCUGAAGCCCGGUGGCAAGGUUAUACUCAUUGAGGAAACUGUCCCUAGGGCACGCCACUUCCCAUUCGCACUCCUCCCUGGAUGGUGGCUGGCCAAUGACAAAUUCCGCACGGACGGACCGCUCCUCACCGUCGAAGGAUGGAGCAAUGUGAUGAAGGAGAAUGACUUCUCCGGGGUUGACCUGUGUGUCGAGGAGUACCCUGGAGCAUCUUUCCAAUCUGGUUGUCUCAUGACAUCCACUGCUAAUAUCCCAAUAACCGGUCCCGCAAACGCCGGUGAUGUUGUGAUUCUUGGCGUUGACUCGAUCGGCACUUUUUCGUCGCUCAGUCUCGAAUCUGGUCUCAAGGAGAUGACUGGGAUUGACCCCAUCACGGCUGUUAACUCUGAUGAGGUUGAUGUUACCGGAAAAUGGUGUAUUUUCCUUGGGGGAAUGGAUCGCUCGAUCCUAUCGCAUCUCACCCAAGAAAAAUUCAACGCAUUGCAGCGUCUUCUGAGCCGGGCUCGGGGUCUACUGUGGGUUGUUCGUCAUAGCAAAUCUGAUUUGGAAUCGCUUGGUGCGAACAUGGCAAUUGGAUUGGCUCGCACUGUGAGAUCAGAGACUGGGCUCCAAUUCGCCACGCUUGACCUGGGAGAGCGGGAGAACAUGCCCGACGCUGAGGCAGUGAACCAUAUGCUCAAGGUAUUUAACGGAGUCUUUUGUCGGAAAUCGCAGCUGGCCCAGAAUGACUGGGAGUUUGUUGUCCGAAAUGACAAUGUUUGUGUGCCCCGCUUGGUUGACAACAACACAUUGAACCUUAGUGUCCAGCAAGAGACACCAAAUGCCCCUCCCCAGAUGCAGCCUUUCAAACAAGAUCGGGCUUUGCGACUUGCUGCCGGAGACGGGAGGGGUCUUGAUGAGCUUUACUUCACAGACGAUGUUUCCCGCAACGGAGCACUGCCGGAAGACCACAUUGAGAUCCAGGUUCACAGCACCGGUCUCAACUUCAGAGAUGUCUUGAUGGCCAUGGGCCAGCUUCAAGGUGAAAGACUCGGACAGGAAUGUAGUGGAGUCGUGACUCAAGUGGGAGCCGCGGUGUCCGACUUCAAAAUCGGAGAUCGAGUCUGUGCAAUGUCACCAGGUUCAUUGUCAACUUUCACUCGCUGUCCGGCCUCUGGAUCCUUGCUUAUUCCUGACGACAUGUCAUUCGAGACCGCAGCUUCGAUUCCAGCUGUGUUUUGUACUGCCUUCUAUUCUCUCAUUGACUUGGGGAGACUGAGCAAAGAUGAGAGCGUCCUGAUCCACGCCGCUGCAGGAGGAGUUGGCCAAGCGGCAAUAAUCAUUGCUCAAAGCGUUGGAGCUAAUAUCUUCGCAACCGUUGGCAGCCUCGAAAAGAAAAACUUCCUUAUGGAAACUUACCAGCUCAAAGAGGAUCAUAUCUUCUUCAGUCGUGACAUGUCAUUUGCGCAGGGUAUUCAACACGCCACUGGUGGUCAGGGUGUGGAUGUUGCUCUCAACUCGCUUAGCGGUGACGCUUUGCAAGCAACAUUUGAGUGUGUCGCGCCAUUUGGUCGUUUCAUUGAACUGGGCAAGCGGGACAUCACGACAAACUCUCGAUUGGAGAUGUCUCACUUUAACAAGAACAUCUCCUUCGCAUCUGUCGAUCUGGGAAUGGUCAGAGAGAAGCGUCCGCAAUUGACGAAGCGGCUGCUGCGUGAUGCGUUCAAGCUGUUUGUUGACACCAACGCCCAAUCAAAGUGGUCUAUCACUACUCUUCCUAUCUCAGACGUCGAGAUUGGAUUCCGUGCGCUGCAGGGUGGACAGGUGAUCGGCAAGAUAGUCGUCCAGGUCACGGAUGACUCCAUGGUUAAGGUCUAUCCCGCUAGAAGAGACGAAAAUCUUCUCCGCGCGGACGCUUCAUAUAUCAUCGUUGGUGGGACCGGUGGGAUUGGCCUCGACAUUGCCAGCUGGCUGCCAGAGAGGGGAGCCAAGAAUCUUAUCCUGGUUUCUCGAAGUGGUAUUAAGACUGAAAAGGCCGAGCAAACUGUUCAGAAUCUUAUCCGCCAGGGUGUUAAUGUGGAAGUCUGUCGCUGCGAUGUGGCGGACCAUCAGAGCGUGGAGCAAGAUCUUGUUCCGCUCCUCGCUCGCAUGCCUCCCGCUCGUGGUGUUGUAUACGGCGCUAUGGUUCUCCGGGAUACGCUCUUCGAAAAGCUCAGUUUCGCGGACUACCAGACGGUGAUGAUGCCCAGAGUCCACGGAAUCUGGAACGUUCAACGGGCAUUGACAACAACUAAUGGUACCGUGGAUUUCUUCAUCAACCUAUCGUCCGCUGCUAGUUUUGUUGGCAAUAUGGGUCAAUCACCAUACGCAGCCAGUGGAACCUUCAUGGCUGCGCUCGCCCAGUACCCUGAGACAGCCAAGAUGCGCUGUUCCACAAUCGAUUUGCCCAUUGUCCGUGGAGUCGGAUAUCUCUCCGACGAUCAGAAGCGCGAGGCAAUCUCCAAACAAUUAGGCACAGAGUCCGUUGAUGCAUCUGAUAUCCGUGGUCUCGUAACGGCAGCAAUCCGCAACGAGUUCGACAUUUCAUGCGAGGGUCACUGCGUGGCUGGGUUUGAAGCAGUCAAAUCCACACCCGCCAGUGAACAGCCCUUCUGGGUAAACGAUACCAAGCUGUCGCACCUAUUGCGCCUCUCCACUCUCGCUGGCGCGGGUGCAUUGGUCGAGUCUGCACAGAGCGGUGCCGAGAUUUCACCGGCAGUUGUGAUCCGGCAAUCGAAGACCCGCGAAGGAGCCGAGGCCAUUGUUGGGGCUGCCGUGCUCAACAAAAUCUCUAGCAUUCUUAUGCGUCCGAUGGAAGACCUUGACCCUGCUGCGCCUAUCACGGUUUAUGGCUUGGAUUCGCUGGUCGCUAUCGAGAUCCGAAAUUGGAUCACCCGCGAGUUGGAAGCUAAUUUGCAGAUCCUUGAGAUUUUGACCAGUGAAUCUGUCCCGGCUCUUGCCGAGACGAUUCUCAAGAAAUCGGGUAUACUUACUUCAGACCUCAAGGUUGAGUGGGGUCUUGACAUGGCUGAAGGCAGAACCAGCCAAGAAUGA